This is a messenger RNA of Protopolystoma xenopodis, 744 nucleotides long. The record is from the annotation of a GenBank genome assembly. NCBI's taxonomy places the organism in Eukaryota, Metazoa, Platyhelminthes, Monogenea, Polystomatidea, Polystomatidae.
AUGAAUGUUCGUCCUGCUGAUAUACUUGAAACAGAAUUUGCCUUUCAAUCCAUUUCUGACUAUCCCGUUGACCUUUAUUUUCUAAUUGAUCUAAGCUACACUAUGCGAGACGACUUAGAGACGGUAUCUGCAUUAACCAACGAUAUUGCUCACAGUAUGCGUCAAGUAACCAAACAGCUACGCCUUGGAUUUGGAGCAUUCGUCGAUAAGCCUGUUUUUCCAUUUGUGGUGCCGACGCCAGAAUACUUGAGCAAUCCUUGUCUUAGUGUCGGCAAUGAGCAAUUGCAUUGUGAUCCUCCUUUUUUAUAUAAACAUAUUGUGUCGCUUACUGACAAUUUUGAGGAGUUCAAAGAGAAGACCAAAUUGACUCGACCAUCUGGAAAUUUAGAUAGUCCCGAAGGUGGUUUGGAUGCCUUGCUUCAAGUGGCUCGCUGUCAGGGCCAGGUGGGAUGGCGGGCUACUGCCAGAAAAAUUGUACUACUUGCAUCCGAUGGUGGCUUUCACUUAGCUGGGGAUGGCCGUAUCGCUGGGCUCGUAAAACCGCCCCCAACCGAUUGCCGUCUGCAGCAACGGGCUGAUCGUUUUAAUGCAUCCCUAUCCUAUUUAGGAUGGCAUGAUGCUCACUAUACUGAUUAUCCAAGUGUUGGAGAAGUGGGUUCCUUUCAUAUAAUGACUCCUUCUUUAUGGCUCUUAGUUAUCCAUUUCGCUUGUGUUUUAGGCAGUUAUAAUAUUUUCAAAAAUUGA